Molecule: messenger RNA, 759 nt
Organism: Aspergillus heteromorphus CBS 117.55
Lineage: Eukaryota; Fungi; Ascomycota; Eurotiomycetes; Eurotiales; Aspergillaceae
Exons: 1
Coding region: 247-744 (165 amino acids)
Source: RefSeq, a predicted model, not a curated record
CGGCUUGCCAAUCUACUCUUCAUCCCCAGGUUAUAUAAACCCCCCAUCCCCACGACCACCAGAGGAUUCGGUUCUCUGCAUCCAUCCUCAUUCGUUACACCAGACCAGGUACGCAAGAAACACCACAUCAAUCCAAAUCAAAACACACUUGACUACACUACAUUUGAUUGCACUACACUCAAAUACACUACCCUCAAUUACACCACACCACACCACACCACAUCAACCGACCCACCAAGACCCAAAAUGCUCUCACCUCACACUCUCCUCCUCACCCUAAUCCUCCCGCUAAUCUUUUCCCUCGUCACCCCCAGCUCCGCCAUGUCCCUGAGCCGGUACACCGCGCCCGUGCCCGCCGCCGCAACGGUAGUCGAGACGCGCGAGCAGCUCAACGAAGUCGUGCGGAAGAACGCGCAUACCGUGCUGCACGACCAGGACGGCGGCUACAUGUUGAAAGACGAGAGCGGGGCGGUGGUGGCCGUGGCGGCGGAUUCUCUGUGUCCGGAGCUGGACCGCGCGUUUGCCGAGGUUGAGGCCAAGGAAGCGGAGAUGAAGCUGGCAGGGGAUUCGACCGAAAAGGCGGAGGAGGGGGAGGAGCAAGGUGAUGUCCAUCGGCGGGAUUUGGAGAAGGUGCAGGAUGCUGAUCGGCCGCUGCGGUGCUCGCAUCCUAGGUGCUUCAAUUCCGCGCUGUGCUUGAGUUAUACCGAUUGUCAUGUGUGUACGAGGUAUAAUCAUUGUAUCUGAUGAUGGGGGAAUUCU